UAAUUUAUCCUUUUAGCUGCUAUCUUUUUCAUAUCCAUCCAAUUUUAACACAAAAACAAAAGAAUAAUAUUAAUAUUCUAUUCCCACUUUGCAUGGUUACUAGAGAUAAACAAGAACAAAGUGAGAGAUUUGUUUUUUUGGGUUUCUGUUUCUUGAAUGGAGCCAGUUUCUGCAAGCAGGAUUGCUAGCAGAUCUUCAACAUCGUAUGAGAAGCUUGUGUUUGUGGGUUUAGGACUUCUAGCUGUGAUUUCACCUCUAUUUAUUAACAGCACACCAGUUACUGAUCCAGAGAUUGAUGAACAGCCCAUCAACCUUGCUUCUUGGUUGCCUUUGCUGCCCUUGCUGCUCAUGGCCGCCAUUGCUUUGUCGCUGUUUAUCGAUAAAGGCGUUAGCAGGAGAAGCAGGUUUUCUUCAUAUGAGAAGUUUGUAGGAGUUGGAUUGGGGAUUCUAGCUGUGGUUUCACCUCUGUAUAUUAACCAGAGAUCAGAUAGUGAUUCAGAGCUUGAAGAUGAACCCAUCAACUUGACUUAUUGCAUGCCUCUGCUUCUCUUCUUGCUGAUCCUGGCAAUUGCUCUAUCACUGCAUUUAGACCAGAGUCUUACCAAGUUUGAUCCUUAUUGGAUUCAUAGAGUCGGCGGUUCAUCUGGUGGGAUCAUAAUCAUUCUUGUGAUUCUUGCUUUGAUCUUGAAGUGCAAGGCAUUCCAUGAAGGAAACGCUUCAUGAACGAAGAAUCUCUUAGAUUACCUGCGAUUUUUGAUAUUUCGGGUUUGAAGAAACUAUUUGUUGCAGACUGAAACUUAUUUGCUUCUCCAAGGGAAGAUUUCCAGUUUGCUGCCUUCAAAUCAGAAGGCAUAGUUUAUUUACAUGCUAAUGAAAUUUAGAUUUGUAGUUCACAGUUCUUUAGAUUCUAGAUGAAUAACAAACAAUUCUUUCAGCAUCUGAGAAAA
Molecule: messenger RNA, 947 nt
Organism: Mercurialis annua (annual mercury)
Lineage: Eukaryota; Viridiplantae; Streptophyta; Magnoliopsida; Malpighiales; Euphorbiaceae
Exons: 2
Coding region: 157-723 (188 amino acids)
Source: RefSeq, a predicted model, not a curated record